This is a messenger RNA of Thalassophryne amazonica, 1139 nucleotides long. RefSeq names its product recoverin a (gene rcvrna). The transcript is spliced from 3 exons. Gene Ontology annotation, molecular function: calcium ion binding. The record is from RefSeq and is a predicted model, not a curated record. The coding region runs from base 204 to 815 and encodes 203 amino acids. Lineage: Eukaryota; Metazoa; Chordata; Actinopteri; Batrachoidiformes; Batrachoididae.
AACUGUGUCUCUAUAAAAGGUGUGAGUGUGUCACAUGGUUAUCCCCUUAAUCUUCGAGACAGCUGUCUGGAUUUACGUGGUGAUGAUUGUAAUCCAUUCAGCACCUUGAGGAGCCAUCAGGGUGAAGGUGAGGCAGAGGCAACCCAACAAGACAAACACCACAAAUCUACAGAGGAAACAGAAUCAACAGACAAACUUGCACCAUGGGGAAUUCGAAGAGCAGCGCAUUGUCCAAGGAGCUCCUGGAAGACCUCAAGUCCAACACCAAAUACUCUGAGGCUGAGCUCUGCAUCUGGUACCAGUCCUUCCUGAAGGAGUGUCCCAGCGGGAAAAUCAGCAAGGAGCAGUUUGAAGGUAUUUAUGCCAGCUUCUUCCCGGACGCCGAUCCCACAGCGUAUGCGCGACAUGUUUUCCGGAGUUUUGACACCAAUGCAGAUGGCACUUUGGACUUUAAGGAGUAUAUCGUCGCCCUGCACCUCACCUCCGGCGGCAAGACUCUGCAGAAACUGGAAUGGGCCUUUGCCCUCUAUGAUGUGGACGGCAAUGGAACCAUCAGCAAAAACGAAAUCCAAGAGAUUGUUAGGUCAAUAUUCAACAUGAUUCCCGUUGAUGACCAGAAGAACCUUCCUGAAGAUGAAAACACACCAGAGAAGAGGGCGGAAAAAAUCUGGGAAUUCUUUGGGAAGAAAGAAAAUGAUAAAAUUUCUGAGGGAGAAUUUAUCCAGGGCGUGAUGGACAACAAGGACAUCCUGCGGUUGAUACAAUAUGACGAACCACAAAAAAUUAAGGACAAGCUGAAAGAGAAGAAACAGUAGAAAAAGCCUGUCUUCAUUUAAGACUCUUUCAAAUUCUUCAUUUGUGUUUACAUUCAAAUGUGAUGUUUCCUGUUUAGUUUGGUCAAAAGAAGCCACAAAAUAAUGUUUUAUUUGUGUCUUUAUCCAGAAAAGUAAACUUUAAUUUUCCCAAACACUUCCUUCUGAGCAGUUCAUUCUGUCCUUAAAGGAAAAUCACUUAAAGUUUCUUCUUUUAUGUUUUUUAAGACAACUGUAAUCAUAUUAAAUCAGUAUUAUGUUAAUAAGGUGAUGGACAUAUUUGGACUGCUGAACCACUGGCUGUUUUUCUACAUGACAGUUUCUUUA